Molecule: messenger RNA, 2742 nt
Organism: Beta vulgaris subsp. vulgaris (sugar beet)
Lineage: Eukaryota; Viridiplantae; Streptophyta; Magnoliopsida; Caryophyllales; Amaranthaceae
Exons: 4
Coding region: 191-1588 (465 amino acids)
Molecular function (GO): protein binding
Source: RefSeq, a predicted model, not a curated record
AAACCAUAAACAUUUCCUUUAAGCCAAAGCUAAGCUACACUAUUACACCUCCAAUUUUCUCUCUCCUCCAUUUUCACCUCCUUCAAAAGCUCUAAAAAAUGCUCUUCGUGUCUUCACUCUUGUGUCUUGAACUCGGGGAUUGAUUGAAGGAGGAGUUAGCGUUAUCAAUCCUAAAACUGAGCUUACUGUCAUGGCUCAACUGGAGCCAACCACCCCAUCUACAUCCUCUGAGUGGGAUGAUGCAUUUCAUUCUUUUGAAGAUAUAAUGAACAAUGGGAGUGAGAAUUCAAAGUUACGAGCGACAGUUAAGCUGGCUAGUUUGUUAAAUUGUGUCCCCAAGCACCUUCUGUUGCUUGCAUUGCCCAUCCUUAUUGAACUCCUUGAGGGGCCAUCUAUAAUUCCAGGUCAUCUCCAAGAAGCUGCUGCUUAUUGCUUGAAGCGCAUAACAUGUAACGAGGAUCCUGAGUUUGUGAAACUUAUAUGUGUGCCGAGAACCUUAGCUUCUCUGGUGAGGAUCUUAUCGCAUUCUGAUGGUAGAUGUCAGAGAUAUUUGAUAAAAUGUUUGUGGGGUGUGGUUACUUCUGUAGUUGAUAGCAGAGUGUACAUAUUUGCAAGUGGUGGGUUAGAAGUUGUUGUAAAUAGGCUGGCAUCAUGCAGAGACAGUAGGAGAAUAUACCUCCUGGAAACCCUGAGCGCAUUGGCAUUGGUCAGAGAAGUCAGGAGGACUUUGGUUUCUCUUGGGGAACUAAGUCUUCUUGUUGAAGCUGCUAAGUCUGGUAGUAUGGUGUCGAGAGAAAGAGCUGCUCAGGCACUUGGAUUGCUUGGAGUUACCAGGAGGGCAAGACGUACACUAGUUGCUUUGGGUGUGAUACCAGCACUUGCAGAUCUACUUCGAGAUGGAGAUUUCUCGACAAAAGUCGUGGCUGGAAAUGCUUUGGGUGUCAUUUCAUCUCAUGUUGAUUAUAUUAGGCCAGUUGCUCAAGCUGGGGUUAUACCUUUGUAUGCAGAGCUCCUCCGAGGACCUGAACCAUUGGGCAGGGAAGUUGCGGAGGAUGUCUUGUGCGUACUGGCUGUUGCUGAAGGUAAUGCAGUUGAGAUUUCUGAGCACUUGGUGAGAAUUCUCCAAGAAGACAAUGCUGAAGCAAAGGCUGCUGCUGCAGAUGUUUUUUGGGAUCUAUCAGGUUAUCAACACUCGAUUUCGGUGAUUGGUAAUUCUGGUGUAAUUCCCAUUCUUGUUGAGCUUUUGAGAGAUGGAGAUAGUGAUAUCAGAGAGAAAGUAUCUGGAGCCAUUGCACAAUUGAGUUACCAUGAAGCUGACCGUUCUGCCCUGGCUGAUGCUGGAGCCAUUCCAUGUCUUAUAGAAAUGUUGCAAUAUGAGUCAGAGGAACUCAGGGAUAAUGCUGCUGAAUCACUUAUCAACUUUUCUGAAGAUCCAAGCCAUCUUGAUAGAUUAUCUGAAGCAUUUGCAAUGCCUGCAUUCCGGAGUAUGCAGGAUAGGAUGGUUCACAUUCGUGCUGCUGAUCAGCAUAUGGUUAGAUCAUUAAGACAAAUGAGCAUUGAACAACUUACACGUGGUCCCCGUCUUUAACUGAUUGUACUCCAUGGUUAAUAUGUUGUGCAUACGAUUUCAAUUGCUCCAAAUGAGGUUGGUUGUGAACUUGUGAUUGAACUUUGAGGAGAGUGAUAUGGUAGAAUUGAACUGCUUGACCUGGGUUCAACUAAUGAUCUAUACACUACAUCAGUAAGCCACACUAUAUAAAUUAUUAGAAUUACUACUCUUCAUGAUUCAUAAAAGCGUCAGUCAUGGCAGUUCAUCGAACUGUUCCUUUAAUAUGUCGCAUUCUUGGUUGGUGACUUUGAUGGAUAGUGUGGGUAGAAAUAUAGCUGAACAACCUCAUUGGGGGAUAUCUCAUGGAUUAGGUUUGAUCAGAACGGAACUGUAUUUCCCUGACGACCUGAUGGGUGUCCUUGUCUUCUUCAAAAAUCAAGUAGAUCUUUUUUAAUUUGUUCUCAAACAUGUAUUUAUGAUACUAUACUACCAUGGUAAAGAUUGGAAUGUUGGAGGCUCUCAUUGGAACUUCUUUUCUGUUAAUAUAUAGUAUAUGCUUAGCUUAUACUUCCGAGUUAUGUACGGUCUGGACUCCAGAUGCAUUUUCCUCAAUAAUUUAUCAUCAAAUAUAAAAGGUUAAAUUUGGCUAAAGCUGGGUUUUUGCUGUAAAUGAGGAUUUGAGGUGUGCGUUCACUAAGAUUGGUGAAGAAAGGAGUUCAGAAUAGCGCAGAAAGUGCAGGUUGCCAAAAGAUGAACUUGGUGUUUGUGCAGUGUCAAUUAGCUUCAGACCGUGAUGAAGAGCUCAAACAGUGGCACGACCAGUACUCCGAUCUCGCAAAUUCUGAGCUUUACUUGGAGCAACAUCCUUCAGUUUGUGACCGUGGAAGUUGGAACUAGAGGCUGAUGGAAUGCAAUUCAGGUUACUCUGGUGUAUAUGCUGUCAGAUUUUCAACAGAGUUGCAGGGAGUUGUGAGGUCUUGUAGUUGUCUCGUGUGAAUUGUUGAAUUAGAACUUAUUUGAUGGUUUUUAAGAGAUUAUUUCAUGAUGGAUCUUGGAGUGUUACAUAGUAUUAUGCAUAUACCUACAUAUGUUGGCGGUAUGCUUUAACUUAAUGUUAAAUUAUCUUGUAUUGACCAUUGAAGAGGUUGAACACGUCUUUUAAUAUAUUAGUAUAGAUACCAGGGUUCAAACUA